UGUAUCAUUCAUUGAAAAUGUACCCAAUGCAAAAUAACCUGUAUAUAUACUUUUCAGAAGUAAUUGAGAACAGCUCAGUAGGAACUAAAUCCAGAGGACAGACAGGGGGUCCCGAGUCAGUAAACAUACAAAAAUAAUUUAAAGACUAUCCCAUUGUUCAUAAAUACAUACAGCAUAAUAAUAAAAAAGCCUGAAAAUAAACUCUAUAUUUUGUGGUGUUGUUUUAUACAGGGGCAGCACAGUGGCAUGGUGGUUAGCACUGCUGCCUCACAGCUCCAAGUCCUGGGUUUGAUUCUGGUCACCGUGUUUGCGUGGGUUUUGUCUGAGUACUCUGCUUUUCUCCCACAGUCCAAAGACAUGCUGUCCAGGUUGAUUGGAACCACAAUUGCCCUCUGUGUGAGAGUGUGUGUGAGGCCCUGUGAUGGACUGCCUUGCGUUAACCUGUACUUCGCUACACUGCUGCCCUGUAAUGAGGAUUAUUAAUGUGUGUGUGAUUUUCUCAACAGUGGGACUAAACUGGGGGGAGAUUGAGGAAAAAGAGAGGACAUGGAAAAGAGACUGAGAGAGAUGGAGCAGGAAUGGUUGAGGGGAGAGAUGCGGGACAAAAUGAGGGAGAUAAAGAAAAAACUGAGGAGAGAUUUAGAGAAGAAACAUAAGAGAGAGGUAGAGGAACUCAAUAAAGAGAUGGAGAAGAAAUGGAAUGAGAUGGAGGAACUGAAGAAAGAGAUGGAGGAAAAACAGAAAGAGAUGGAGAAAAAACAGAAAGAGAUGGAGAAAAAACAGAAAGAGAUGGAGAAAAAACAGAAAGAGAUGGAGGAAAAACAGAAAGAGAUGGAGAAGAAACUGAGAGACAUGAAGGAGAUACUGAGAGAGGUGGAGGAGUAUCAGAAGAGAGAUGAGGAGGAACAGAGGAG
Messenger RNA from Polyodon spathula (Mississippi paddlefish), 914 nucleotides. Its product is annotated as stress response protein NST1-like. The annotation marks the transcript as partial. The transcript has a single exon. The record is from RefSeq and is a predicted model, not a curated record. NCBI's taxonomy places the organism in Eukaryota, Metazoa, Chordata, Actinopteri, Acipenseriformes, Polyodontidae.